UUGAUAUUUUAGUUAAGUUUUAUGGCUAAUUAUCCUACUGAAUUGUACUUAUACUUAAUUUAUAACUGAAAGUAGGUAGUCAUAUACUAUAUGUUUAAUAUGUGGAUGCUGGUCGCAUCUAAUGUUUAAAAUGUUUAUUUAGCUCUAUGAAAUGUGUCUUAUGUUUUUACGUACUGAUCCAUAACUACAUUCAUAGCAAUCUUGUGAACUUGCUUACAUAGCAACUUAUUAAGUUUUUAGUAAGAGUUAUAUUAAUUUCAAUUACACAAACCUUAAAAGAUUACAGUCCACUCUAAAUAUUAAUCUGUGUAAUACAAGUAUACAAGGUGCUAAUGUAAAAUGUAGUAUAUAUUAAAUUUUAAUAAGGUAUUGAUUUUGUGCCUAGUUAUGUUAUUUUCUGUUGGCGGAAUAUGUUGCAGAAUGGAGUUUGUAUAGCAACAUUAAAAACUUUACUGGUUUCCAUGGUAACAUGAAACAAUGUCAACAUUUUUCUUCUUAGACAAUAUAAUAUUCGUAAUGAACGUACUUUUGCAUUUUUUAUUCAUAAAUUUACUUAUUUGGACCCUACGGCCAUAGUUCAGCCUUUAACAUGGUCCUUUUGAGUCGCGAACCGUAAGUAAAUAAAAUCAAGUGCGUCGAAGCGGAUUCUAAGAAGCACGAAAAAUUUUUCUUUCGUCUCGUCUGGCGUAGCCGAUUUUGUAGGUGCCGCCAUUGUGCUGUACCAUUGCAGCAUUCGACGAGCCGGGAGCAACGCGUUCCAUAAACGCAUCACCACUCACUGCGCAGCGAGCCCGCGCGUGGAAAAUGGAAUAACAAGUAACGUUUUUGGUUUUUAAAUUUGUUUGUGAAUUGUUCCUUUCCCGAUAUUAUUGAGUGAUUUUGGUGACAAAUAUCUUAAAAAUCUGGUUUUUGCCAUUGCCGUCACGUCAAUUUGUGAUUGUGCACGAAAAGUUGUUAUAUAUGCAUAGUGUGGUCUUUAUAACAAUAUGGAAAAAACCGAAGAACAAAUAAAGCGUGAGCUUAUAGCACGUCGAGGCUCAAGAAAAGCGACGUUAACUCGUAUCAGAAAUAAAAUGGAUGCCUCCUAUAUUAAUGAUAAGCAAAUGUUACAAUUGAUGGUCGAGAGGGCCCAGGUGGCAUUUAAUGAAUACGAAGAUCUCAGCCUGCAGAUAGGGGAUGAGGAAGAUCCCGUACCGAUAGAAACUACAUACUAUGAAUGCGUCGCCGCGAUGCGCCAACGUAUUUCAGAUUUGUCUGGACCUGGACCCGCCUCUGGCGCUGGCGCUUUGCCGGCAGCGUCGCCUCAAGUUGCGUCAAAAGUUAAGUUACCCAAUAUACAAAUACCUACAUUUGCUGGUAAAUAUACAGAUUAUAGACCUUUUAUUGAAAUGUUUACUGCACUUGUGCACAAUAAUGAAGGGUUUGAUUGUAUACAAAAGUUUUUCUACCUGAGAAGCUUCUUAAAAUCUGAAGCAUUUGAUUUAGUCAAAAACUUACCUGUCAUCGGUCAAAGUUAUUCGGAAGCUCUAAAAAUUUUAGCUGACAGGUACGAUAAUAAAUACAAAAUCAUCAAUGAGCACAUUAAUGCUUUGUUUGAGUUGCCAGUGCUAACUAAGUCAAGUCCUAGUGCUUUACGCUCAUUGAUUUCAAUUACAAAACAGCAUUUAGCUGCAUUAAAAAACCUUGACGAGGCCAUUGAAAAAUGGGACAGCAUUCUCAUUUGCCUAUUAAAUAAAAAACUUGACCCGUUGACUAACCGAGAGUAUUUUUUGCAUAGGGAUUCCACAAAACAGCCAACCUUUAACGAUUUUUUGAAAUUUGUAGAAGGUCGGGCCCUUGCCCUAGAGAACAGUGAGGGACGGGGUGACACAGCAAGCUGUGCUGCUAGCAAAGUAGCUCCAGUGAAGGUGACAUCAUCAUCGUUUGUCACUACCAAAGCAUCCCAAGGCUGUCUGUACUGCGUGCCUGUUGUCGCAGCCUGAGGAGCUGCGCGAUCCUGAUGCCGCACCCAGCUUGGUUCACACACAGUUUGGUUACGUAGUAGGAGGUGAUGUCCCAUCUUCUAUUCUUAAACGACCUGCUGUUACGCUUUUCUGUCAAGAAUGUCAAACCGAUAUACGCGAUACUAUGUCCAAUUUUUGGCAAACAGAAAAGGUACCCGAAAUAUAUGCGGAACAUACAUCUGAGCAACAACAGUGCGAAAAAUUGUUUACUGAAACUGUCAUACUUGAAGACAAUCAAUUUACAGUUUCAUUGCCAUUAAAGAUACCUAUCUAUGAUGUGAA
Cydia pomonella (codling moth) is the source of this 2285-nucleotide messenger RNA. RefSeq lists its product as uncharacterized. NCBI's taxonomy places the organism in Eukaryota, Metazoa, Arthropoda, Insecta, Lepidoptera, Tortricidae. Bases 987 to 1982 code for a protein of 331 amino acids. The transcript has 2 exons. The record is from RefSeq and is a predicted model, not a curated record.